Nerophis lumbriciformis (worm pipefish) is the source of this 1707-nucleotide messenger RNA. Lineage: Eukaryota; Metazoa; Chordata; Actinopteri; Syngnathiformes; Syngnathidae. The record is from RefSeq and is a predicted model, not a curated record.
AUGGAUGCAAAGUUAAAAGAAGACCUGUUCCGGAGAUAUGUGGGGGCACUGGAAAGGCGCCUUCAAGAUGGAGGGGAAAAAUAUGGAAUAGCAAACUCUCAUGAGGGGGACUAUGGCAGACACAAAGACAGUGAGGCCCUGCUUUCUACAGCUACAGCACUACUUGGUGCCUAUCAGCCAGAUCCAGGACAGCGUUUCCGCAUGGUGCGGUUUUAUGAAGUUGUUGAGGGUUCGCUGCGCUGUCAAAGGGGAGGCAAUCUCAGGAGCCUGGAGAGAGCGUUCCACACCCUGGAAACCAUAUGCACCAAUCUCUUACUCUUCCCCUGGAAGAAAGAGUUUAGAUGUAUAAAGGCUUUCACUGGCCCAUAUGUGUACCAUCUGAAGUCUGCCAUUUCAGAUGCUGAGCUUCGUUCUCUAAUGUGCACAAUUGGCUACACCUGUGACCACGACUCGCAGUUUUAUUUCCAGGAGCAUCCAGGAGGCACGGGUCAUCUCCGCCAGUUGUCUUUUGAGCUCUUCCUUGCCCAGGCAGAGUGUCGUCUUCUGGGGGAGGUAGUGGCACUGGCCCGGGGUUCCGCUUCCGAGUUAGAAGCGUUAGAGCUCCGCAAGGGCUGCAGAGAUGACGCAGCAGGCUGUGCUGAGGCGCUUCGCAGGCGUGACAGCCUCGGGGUGGACAUGGCUCGCCUGUCUGUGCAGCCGCUAGAUAUCGAGAGGCCUCAUGCUCACCACCUGAGGCGAGGUAGCCGGCCGUCGAAGUCUGUGGAUGUGACAGAUGGGGCGGGUCACUGGCACGCAGCAGUUACCAAACCGAUCCUGAAAGCCUCAUUGAGUCUGAGGAAGGAGCCUGUAUUUGUUGAUGCCGAGGAAGAUAUGAAGGAUGAGAUCAUUAGGCCCAACACCUCAGCAUCUCUUUUCUCCGUGGCAGCACCCCCUUCUUAUAGCCCCAUUGCCGAUUUCUUCCCCACACAGUCGCCCCCACCAGCUGACGCUUAUACAUCCUAUCAUCUUUCGUCUUUGGAUGAGAUCGACUUGUACACAGAGAGGGGUGGGGGUAGCGCCGGUGGAAGACAAACACCCUCGCGGCCUCCUUCCAGAGAGCCCCGAGAUGCCCGAGACGGGUGGCUGCUCAAAUCCCAUGGUAGUGUGAAGUGUCAGGGCUGUGGGAUGGGCUGCUCAACAGUGGCCUCCUGCCAGCAUUGUGACGUGAUACUGUGCUCGACAUGUCAUGACAUCGAGCCCUCCCCAUGCUGCAGCCUGCAGGAGUACCACCUGAAAUCAACCCGACCAAUCGAUGGAUACGUUCCUGUCAAGGAGAAGCUUUCCGUCUACUCGAACACUCACUCCCACUCCCAUCUCCACCCCCACCCACUCACACUGACCCAUUCGCAUACUCACUCCCACCCUCAUCCCCAUGUGGGUGACAAGCCUCUGUUGUCCACAAAGCCGUUCCCGAGUAAGUCAAUUGCCUUGACUACGCCGAAGGGAAGCAGCAGUGAGCGCAUGAGCAUGGGAGGAUCACGAUGCAGGUUUUGCAACAAGCCAGGUGCGUCUCAAACAUGUGUCACCUGCUCCAAGGUAUCAUGUGACUCAUGCAUUGGCUUGUAUGCCAAGGAUAUGUGCACGCGCAAGAAUCCCCAGCACAUGUUUGUACCCAACCAUCAACUCAACUUCAAAUCUGGCACCAUCUCUCACAUGGUGUACCGAUAA